GCAGGGCGCGGGCAGAGAGCACCUGGACGCUUAGAAACCUCCGCCGGGCCUGGCAGGUGGCCGCUGGGCCCCCGCUGCUGGGACCCUUACCUCGGCGGGAGUUGUCUACCCGGCGUCCAGCCCUAGGAGCAGCCCCGCCCUCCAGCCCGGGUCGGGGGAAGAUGCCCGGGGAGCCGGGAAUUGAGGCAGCCGGUUAACUUGCGGGCCUGCCUUCGAGCUCCCGAGCUGUGUUGUCUGAGCUGCUCGAUUGUCUCACACGGCGAAGAGGUGAUAAGGAAACUGAGGCACAGUUUGACUUGCUCCAGGUCACACAGCUUUUUUUCUUACAAGGCUAAGAAUUAUUAGGCAUGUCAGUGAAUCAGCAAGAUCUAGAUUCAGACAGCACUACAGAUAUGGAAGACAUUACAGAUGCUGAAGAAAAACUUAUUAAAGAAUGUGAAGAACUGUGGAAAGAUAUGGAAGAAUGUCAGAAAAAAUUAUCACUUGUUGGAACUGAGACACUCACUGAUUCAAAUGCUCAGCUGUCAUUAUUAAUUAUGCAAGCUAAAUGUUUGACUGCUGAACUCAGUCAAUGGCAGAAAGAAAGUCCUGAAAUAAUUUCACUGAAUGAAGAAGUUCUAGUAACAUUAGGAAAAGAAGAGUUCCAAAAAUUGAGAGUUGAUCUUGAAUUGGUACUCUCUACUGUUCAGUCAAAGAAUGAAAAGUUAAAGGAAGACUUGGAAAGGGAGCAACAGUGGCUGGAUGAACAACAACAGAUAUUGGAAUCUCUUAAUGUACUACACGAUAAAUUGAAACAGCAGGUUGUGACAUUUUCUGAAUCAAGAGUCUUUGAUGAGCUGAACACUAAAAUGCAUGAUAUAAAAGAAUAUAAGAAGAAACUCUUGAUUACCUUGGGUGAGUUUCUGGAAGAUCAUUUUCCUCUGCCUGAUAGAAAUGUUAAAAAGAAAAAGAAAAACAUUAAAGAAUCAACUGCACAGCUGAUAACACUGCAUGAAAUAUUAGAGAUUCUUAUAAAUAGAUUAUUUGAUGUUCCACAUGAUCCAUAUAUCAAAAUUAGAGAUUCAUUUUGGCCACCUUAUAUUGAGCUGCUCCUUCGUAAUGGAAUUGCCUUGAGACAUCCAGAAGAUCCAACACAAAUAAGAUUAGAAGCCUUCCAUCAGUAAAAGGAUGGUCUUUUUUUUUUUUUUUUCACAUGGUACUUAAUGAAUCUUGUCAUUCGAAAAUAAUGGAAAUACUGAGGAUUUACUUGGAUAAAGAACAUUAUUUGCAAAUCAAAGUACAUAGUCCCUCUUCCUUUUAUCCAUAAAAUGACACAUGUCAUCUACUAUUCAUUUAUAAAUGGCCCUUUCAAUUCAGUCAGUGCUCUCUGAUGUUUUCAACUGGAUGGAAAAGAAUGCAAGUAAAAAAUAUUCUAGACUUAAUCAUUGUAAAAUUUGAUUUACCUUUUGCAGUAUUCUUUGGAAAGUUCUUUGUUAAUUUAUGAUAUUGCUAAUAUAAUCUUUUCCCUUUUGAAAUUUGUGAGUUUAUUUUAUGCAUUUUGAGUUGUGUUUGGUGUUUAUAUCUUUAAAUUUAGGAAUUAUAUUGGAAAGGCCAUUUAAUUUGCAGGUGGUUUUUAAAUUGGCAGUUUCUGGCAUAGAAGGAAUCAUAAUUUGAAUGUAUGUAGUAAAUCUGUUCCAUGUAUAUGCCUGAUUUCUAGAUUUUUUAAAAAGUUGAGACAGAAAACUAAUGGAUAAAGGUAGCAUGAAAACUAUAUUUUAGUAUUAUAUAAGUGAUAUAUAUUGAACUGUUCUUUGUUCUGUUAAUUAUUGCUAACAAAAUUCUGUUCAUAACAUUUUGUUAAUUCUCUAAAUAAAAUUCUCUUAUCUAAAAAUCUCUA
Nyctereutes procyonoides (raccoon dog) is the source of this 1876-nucleotide messenger RNA. It is a transcript of the gene CENPK, whose product is annotated as centromere protein K. Gene Ontology annotation, cellular component: nucleus. The transcript has 11 exons. Gene Ontology annotation, biological process: mitotic sister chromatid segregation; kinetochore assembly. The record is from RefSeq and is a predicted model, not a curated record. Bases 348 to 1163 code for a protein of 271 amino acids. Lineage: Eukaryota; Metazoa; Chordata; Mammalia; Carnivora; Canidae.